Messenger RNA from Mugil cephalus (flathead mullet), 6356 nucleotides. Its product is annotated as roundabout homolog 1-like. Gene Ontology annotation, molecular function: axon guidance receptor activity; protein binding. Lineage: Eukaryota; Metazoa; Chordata; Actinopteri; Mugiliformes; Mugilidae. The coding region runs from base 522 to 5201 and encodes 1559 amino acids. The transcript has 30 exons. Gene Ontology annotation, biological process: axon midline choice point recognition; axon guidance; Roundabout signaling pathway. The record is from RefSeq and is a predicted model, not a curated record.
GCCUCAUCCAACCAGCGCCAGUCCCACGAAACCGGGGCAACGCUGCGCAUUUAAACCACUAAAGUGACUGCAACUGGACGCCCUCGCUCUUUCUGGAUCCGCUCCUCAGCUCCGAAUUUCUUUUUCUUUUUCUUUUCUUUUCUUUUCUGAAGUGGAACUGUUGGCGGAACUGGAUCUCAGAUGAAUACCGCGAAGUUAUCGGCGUUUGGAAGUGAGGAGUUCGGCAGGGGGAGUGGAGAAAAUCCAAGUGCUGUUGAGUGGAUUACUUGUCGGGUAAUAACCGGCAACGAUGCCUCCGACUGAUCUGAACUUUGAUUCUAUUAGAGAUCCACUCUCAGAGGAGCCCUUCUGAACAUUAUUGUCUGGACAUAUUGCGCAGUUGGGGAACUCUCCUCCACCUGGACCCCAGUCAUCGGCACUGCUGUAGAAGUUUUAGAUGAAAUAGGCACGAAAUAAAACUAAACAAAAAAGAACAAGACGCAUUCUAACUGGAUUUAUACCGUUUCCAGCUGCUCUUAGAGAUGCCUGCCUGUCUCACAGGGAUUUACUGUCUGCUGGCACUGCUGAAGAUUUGUUCAGGGUCUCGCCUUCGCCAGGAAGACUCCCCUCCUCGCAUCGUGGAGCACCCUUCUGACCUCAUUGUGUCCAAAGGGGAACCAGCCACUCUCAACUGUAAGGCAGAGGGCCGUCCGACCCCCACGGUGGAAUGGUACAAGGAUGGGGAGCGCGUCGAGACGGACCGUGACAACCCCCGCUCCCACCGUAUGCUGCUGCCCAGCGGGUCGCUCUUCUUCCUGCGCAUCAUCCACGGGCGGCGGAGCAAGCCAGACGACGGCAGCUACGUGUGCGUUGCCCGAAACUAUCUGGGCCAAGCGAUCAGCCACAAUGCAUCCCUGGAAGUAGCCAUUCUACGAGAUGACUUCAGACAGAACCCUGUAGACGUCAUGGUCGCCGUGGGUGAGCCCGCAGUGCUGGAGUGCCAACCUCCCCGUGGGCACCCUGAACCCACCAUCUCCUGGAGGAAAGAUGGGACCAAUUUAGAUGACAGAGAUGAACGUAUCACGAUUCGGAGCGGCAAGCUGAUGAUCACCAACACGCGGAAGAGCGACGCGGGGAAGUACAUCUGCGUUGGAACCAACAUGGUCGGGGAGAGGGAGAGUGAGAUCGCCGAGCUCACGGUGCUAGAGCGGCCGACCUUCGUGAAGCGGCCCAGCAGUGUGGUGGUGCUGGCCGACGAGACCGUGUCAUUCCACUGCGUGGUUCAAGGAGACCCUGUUCCCACUGUCCGCUGGAGGAAAGAUGAUUCUGACCUGCCUAAGGGCAGAUUUGAAAUCCUAGAGGACCAUACCUUGAAUGUUCGCCAAGUGACCUCUUCAGAUGAGGGCUCCUAUACAUGCGUGGUGGAGAACAUGGUUGGGAAGUCUGAAGCAUCCGCCACGCUCACCGUGCACGUCAAUACUGUGCCCCCAGCGUUUGCCGUUCGCCCCAGAAACCAGGUGGCGGCAGUGGGCAGAACCGUCACCUUCCAGUGCGAGGCCACGGGCAACCCACAGCCCGCUAUUUUCUGGCAGAGGGAGGGCAGCGAGAGUCUUCUGUUCUCCUACCAGCCGCCACAGCCCUUUAGCCGCCUGUCUGUCUCCCAGAUGGGCAGUUUGACCAUAACUGACGUCCAGCGCUCGGAUGGUGGCUUCUACAGCUGCCAGGCUCUUAACAUCGCUGGCAGUGUUAUUACCAAAGCACUGCUAGAGGUUACAGACUCUGGAUCAGACCACCCUCCUCCCGUCAUUAGACAGGGUCCAGUCAAUCAGACUGUUCCCGUAGACAGCACGGUAGUACUGAGUUGCCAGACUGCUGGCACUCCACCUCCUACAGUCCACUGGAUGAAGGAUGAUACGGUGGUGUCCCCCGUGGACUCUCGAAUGUCCCUGACAGAGACAGGCUCACUGAAGAUUCACUAUACUAAGCUGGGAGAUACCGGUUUCUACACUUGUAAAGCUUCCAGUCCCAAUGGUGAGGCUUCCUGGACGGCAUACUUGCAAGUGGAAGAGUUUGGAGUUGUUGUCCAGUCCAGUCAUCCUGCAGACCCUAACCUGAUCCCCACUGCUCCAUCCAAACCUGAAGUGACCGACAUCACCCGUACCUCAGUCACUCUGUCAUGGACAUCCAUCCCCAAUACCAGUGCAUCACCGGUAUCCUACCUAAUUGAGGCAUUCAGUUACACAUUAGGCAACAGAUGGGUGACUCUAGCUGAGCAUGUGAAGGCUCAGACCUUUGUCCUGAGAAACCUGAAGCCUGGAGCUGUCUACCUCUUUAUGGUCAGAGCGGUGAACGCUCACGGCCUCAGUGAUCCCAGUCCAAUCUCAGACUCGGUCAGAACACAAGACAGCACUUCGACCAUGCAGGGAGUGGACCACCGUCACAUCCAGAGAGAACUGGGAGAUGUUGUGAUCCGCCUGCACACACCAGCCGUCCUCUCGUCUUCUGCCGUCAGGGUGCAGUGGAAGGUCGAGCAGCAGUCCCCAUACAUCCAGGGUUACAAGGUGCUUUACAGGGCGUCUGCUGAGCACGGCCAGCCUGAGGGGCACUGGAGUGUCCUGGAGGUGCGCGCCCCGCGGGAGGACGGGGUGGUGAUCGGUCAGCUGAAGAAAGGAUCCAUCUACGAGUUCAAAGUGCGACCGUUUUUUGAUGAAUUCCAGGGAGCCGACAGUGAGGUGAAAGUCGUCAGGACGCUGGAAGAAGCCCCUAGCAGAGCACCCCAGGGUGUUACAGUUACAAAGAGUGAUGCCAAUGGGACUACUAUCCUCGUUUCCUGGAAGCCACCUCCAGAAUCAGAAAAGGCUGGAGUCAUUCAGGAAUACAAGAUCUGGUGCCUGGGUAAUGAGAGUCGCUACCACGUAAACCAGUCGGUGGAUGGCUCCACCUUCUCCGUUCUCAUUUCCAGCUUGGCACCAGGCAUUCGCUACAGUGUGGAGGUUGCAGCUAGCAACGGUGCAGGGCCUGGAGUCAAGAGCGAUGUUGCCUUCUUCCAAUUAGACUCUGCAGGCCAGAUGAUGGACAUCAGCGAGGAGAGAGACACAUUGUCCCAGAUCUCAGACGUGGUGAAGCAGCCUGCGUUUAUCGCUGGCAUUGGCGCCACCUGCUGGCUGGUUCUCAUGAUUUUCAGCGUGUGGCUGUACCGCCACCGGAAGAAGAGAAGCGGCCUCAGCAGCACAUACACCGGCAUCCGCAAGGUCCCGUCAUUCACCUUCACACCUACAGUCGCGUAUCAAAGAGGAGAAUCUGUGUGCAGUGCUGGCAGACCUGGCCUUCUCAGCAUGGGUGAACCUCUAAACCAGCUGUGGCUGCCAGACAAUUGGCCAAACGCAUGUGCCAAUCACAAGGACUGUAGCAUCAACUGCUGCAAUAAUGGCAACGGCACAAGUGACAGCAACAUGACAACAUACAGCCGACCAGCUGACUGCAUCGCCAACUAUGGAAACCAUCCAGACAGCAAACAGGGAGGACAGCUUGGUUCUGAGACAGCCAUAUACAGCGACGUGAACCUCUCCAACAAGCUCAAUGAGAUUAAAACAUUCAACAACUCCAACUUGUGCUAUGCAAGCCCGGGAGGGGAUCCAUCAGCCACAUAUGAGCCCAUUCCAUAUGCCACCACGCAACUCAUUCAGGCCAAUAUUAAGAACAAAGCAGCCACAGGUGCCUCUAUAGCAGAGCCUCUGGACAUACCGUGCUGGAAACAACCCCCCAACCUGCCCCCAAUACCGAAAGAGAUGGCAGCACAGAUGCAGUACAACUUGAGUGAGCAAACCAGUAAAGAUCACCUGCAAGGAAGUGAAGGAAUCAUCCAUCCCAAAACUAUCCCCUACAUCCAGGCUCGAGAUCACAGCACUGGAGGCUCACACCAUAGUUCAGACAGGGGCAGCAGCAGCACCUCAGGGAGCCAGAAUCAAAAGAGGGGAACGCGGGCCCCAAAGAUCCCAAAACAUACUGCAGUGAGCUGGGGAGAAGCCCUGUCCCCCCCUCAUGCUAAUGCCUGGGACUGCGACGAGUACAGCCUGCCCAUGGAGAGGGGUUUUGAUCCAGAGCAGAGGACAGAAAGCUGCCCCACUCCGCCCGUUAGAGGAGCUGCCUCAUCCCCCACCGAAGCGCCCUAUAGUCACCCACCUGCCACGUCAUCGCAGGGAGAGCUGAGCAAUGGCCUGCACGACAGAGAUGAACGUUUCAGCCAAGACGUCACCAGCCAGCCUCACUCCCUUUCCCCAACGCACACCUACAGCUCCAUACCCAUCUGCAUUGAUACUGACGGACAGGAAGACAAUGAGGAGGGGGAGGAGGAGGAGGAGGAGGAAAUAGAGGAGGAGGAGGAAACAGACGCAGAGCUCACUCAAAGCCACUACAGCCAACAACACAACCAUAAGAAGCACAAACACCAGCUGCACCAGCCCUCUCCACACAAGCUGCUCCUCCAUGGGCUGGAGCAGACCCCAGCCUCCAGCACCGGGGAGCUGGACCGAUCAGUCACGGGGUCCAUGGUUAACAGCUGGGGCUCGGCGUCCGAGGACAACAUCUCAUCGGGCAGGUCCAGUGUUGUCAGCACCUCAGAGGGAUCCUUCUUUACAGACGGUGAUUUCAACCAGGCCGUAGCCUCCUCCAGGGAUAUCGUAGGCCUGCGCAUGUGCAGAUACCCAGAAGAAUCUGGCUGGCGGCACCAGCGACCCAGCAGCCCCAUGUCUACAGAUAGCAACAUGAGUCCUGCAAUAACACAUAAAAGGCCCAGGAGGCAUAAACAGAACCAGUCUGGUCAACAGGGCUACCAAGCCAAAGAUGUCUUCAAUGACGACACUUGCAUGCCUCUGACUUUCCCCAGCCAGGCGCCCCACGGUGACUAUAAAGUGAGGGGGGCCACGCUCCCUCGGAUGGGCUCUGGGGAGGCGCGUGGUCGACGAGGCAGCACUGGGACUCACAGGGUCAGAGAGGGUGCAUUUGAGCAGAGAGAGAGCCAGGAGAAGCACAAGGCUCAACUAGCGGGAAAAGGAAGCAGCAAAAACCGACAGCACUCAGAAUUCGGGGACAUUCUUCUGUACAGUCGUCCCUCUUUUCCAUCAGGUCAAGCUCAGAGGGAGCCAGGCGAUUCAGACUUAUCCAGCUAUUUGUCGUGCGGAGACUCAAGGACCAAACAGGUGGAAGAGUUCCUGAAAAGCUAAGAAGAAUCACGAGAGGAGUGGAAAUAUCCUACAGUUGCGUCAGACAAAGGACUAUGACCUUUACAACAACAACCACAAAAAAAGACUAAAAAUACUGCACAAUACACAGUAUCAUUUUCUACUUUCUCAUUAGGUGUUAGGGGGAAAAAAAGAAAAAAAAAGAAAGUGCUCUCAUGUUUAAGUCUGUGGACUUCAAUUUAUAGCACUGUUUAUUGUUUGCUUUCUUGGGCGAGUAGCUCCCAGGACCCUGAGCCGAGCUGGUUGCCCCGGUAAAGUGAGAUGAAUGCACAUUUGAUGGCGGCUGUAAGUGUCUACAAAAAUAUUAUCCACGGCGGCUGCUUGACGCGGUCCGUCCGGUCUCUGUUUGUCAGUUGUCUUGCUCUUUUACUGUAAUUGAUAUACAGUCAUUACCGACCAUCUUGUAAAUUGUUUACUGCCACAGAAGUGCUUCAAAUUUUAUAUAACGGUGUUAAUGUUUUCUAAGUGAUGUACAUCUUGUAUUUGUAUUAUUUGUUCUACUUUGGUUAUAAAAAGCACAAUCACUUAAUUUUAUUCGAAGUCAUUGUUAAAUGAGCUUAAAUGACUGGAGGAAAUCAAUCUCCAGAGUCUUGUUAAUCAUUUCACUUUAGGCGGGAGGAAAAGAUUGUUGAUUGUGAUUGUGCACUCGGUUGCGUACAUUUGCUUUCACUCACAUGUGAACUAUCUGUUGUGUGUAUUGGGAGAAUUGCAUGCAGUUUCACCUGUUGGAGGUUUUACUUAAUAUCUUGACUGCUCCGUCGUCCCUUCAGGAUGAUGAAACGUCAGGUCAUGGACUGGUUCCAUUUCAUUGUUUCUCUCUGAUGAGUUCAUUUCGUCUGCUCCUGUGUUCCCUCAACCUUGGCCGUCACUUCUAGGGUAGGGUUGGACAAUAUUCUGUAUUUAUCAAAUUACUCACCACCAAUCGAUAACCAUUGUGAAUCCACCAGUUGCUUCAUAUGCAUAUAAUUAAAUUGAGCAUGGCUACAACCAAUUAUAAUAAGCUCCUCAUACUGAAAUUAAAAGAGAAAUGCUCAUAUGGUCAUAUUGUCCAGCCCUGUUCUGUAAGUUAUAUAUGGAAAAAAAUAUGUCACUUUAACUACUCUGUUUGAAUAAAUAUUGCUGUUCCUUAAGCAACAA